Salpingoeca rosetta is the source of this 1877-nucleotide messenger RNA. RefSeq lists its product as uncharacterized. The record is from RefSeq and is a predicted model, not a curated record. The coding region runs from base 321 to 1499 and encodes 392 amino acids. Gene Ontology annotation, biological process: lipid homeostasis; triglyceride catabolic process. Gene Ontology annotation, cellular component: cytoplasm; lipid droplet; membrane. Gene Ontology annotation, molecular function: triacylglycerol lipase activity. NCBI's taxonomy places the organism in Eukaryota, Choanoflagellata, Craspedida, Salpingoecidae. The transcript has a single exon.
CAGGCCUCGCCACACCAUACAGCAACGGACAACGCCAACAACACCCUGCAACCCACGUCGCUCCAAAACAUCGGCGUUGUACAGACACGCAACAAGGGCAAGGGCAAGGCAAACCAGGGACCCAAAGAGGCAGACAGACAGACAACCAACCAUUUACAACCUCAACCCUACCAGCAAACGCAAGUGAGUGAGGCAAGCUGAAGAACGCAGCAGGCUGACGACAAGAAGGAGCAGCAAGGAAGCAACCCUGACCUGCUUUUGUUUGUAUUUUAUGUGUUUGUGUGUGUGACAACACACGACGUCUUCGCGGGAAUGAAUGCAUGGCGUGGCCCACGCUGAUGCUCUCGGCCCGGACCUUGCUGAGUGGCGGUGGAGCAUGGCUGGUCGGCAAGGGACGCCCCAUCGCCGCCGCAAGAUCGGCGCUGGCAGGAUCGCUGUGCUCAGACAGCCGUCGUCACGUGCAACGUCAAGCACCCACGGAGCAGAGCGAAGCCGCCCCGCUGCCAGCUAUCCAUAACGACGACGACAACAACCACAACAACAACAACAACAGCAACAACAACAACAACAACAACAACAACAACCAUAACAACAACCAUAACAACAACCACAACAUCGAUGUGUCAGAAUGCAACACCGGCAAGAAUGGCAACGACGACAAGGGCUCGCCUGUUGAGGACCUGCUGUACAAACCGCAGCAGCAGCGCGUAGAGUUGUCGCCAUCCUCUUCGCAGCCGCCACCACGCGACAUCAUCAGCUUCAGCGGUUGCGGGUGGAUGCUGGCCUAUCAUAUUGGCGUCGCACACGCCUUUGUUGAAGCAGGCCGUGUGCAGGACCACACACGGCUGGCGGGUGCGUCUGGCGGUGCGCUGAUUGCCGCUUUGCUCGGAUGCGGCCUGGACCCCGUCACCACCCUCGACCUGUUUCUCGAGCACGCGCAGUUCUGCAACGAGAACGGCACGUGGUGGAAGCUCAAGCGCUACCUGACAGAGAUGCUGGACCGCACUCUGCCCGACGACGCGCACGAGCUCUGUUCCGGUCGCGUGUCCGUCGCCCUCACCCGCAUCUGGCCGCGCCCGCGCUGGCGGCCCAUCCUCGUGCGCCACUUCCCGACGCGCGACGACCUCAUAUCCGCGCUGGUGGCGUCGUGCAUGGUCCCGGGGUACCUCGACUCUGCGCUCGUCACCCGCUUCCGCGACAUGUACGUGAUUGACGGCGGCGUGUUGCAUCUCGUGCCGCACAUUGCCGGUGCUGUCAAGGUCUCGCCGUUCUCGUCGUUCUUCCUCCGCUCCCAAAGCGCGCACAUUGACAUCAGCCCGCGCCUGACGCCCGACUUUCCCUACACGGACAACCAAACGUGGAGCCUGUGCUUCUACCCGGCGGAGGAGGCGGUCACGCGCGACAUCUACGAGUGGGGCCGCACAGCUGCCGAUAUCUGGCUGCAGGAAUCGCCACGCGGCCUCCCGCUCUGUAACCGCGACACAAGCGCCGUCGCGUGAUGGUGACUGGUGGUGGUGAUGACGAUGGUGGUGGUGAUGAUGAUGGUGGUGCUGAUGAUUGUUGUGCUAAUGAUGGUGCUGAUGUGGUUGUGUGUGUGUGUGGUGUGUCGUUGUGUGGGGGUGCUGACCAGAGUGGUUCGCGUCAUUCGUGUCGGUUGCUUUUGUGUUUGCGUGCGGUGCUUGAUCGGUGGAUAGGACAACAGGCGAGGAAUGGAAAGUGCGUGUUUGGCUGUUUGGUUGCUCGCUGGCUCGCUGGCUUGAGAGCCCCUUGAACUAGGGCAGGUGCGCUUGGCUCUGUACCACAGUGAUUUGACGGUUUUAUGUCUUCAUGUCAACAAUGGCUGAGGAGGAAAUGAGGAAGUAAAUGAAAUGCCACAA